Stylophora pistillata is the source of this 1415-nucleotide messenger RNA. Its product is annotated as angio-associated migratory cell protein. Gene Ontology annotation, molecular function: protein binding. The record is from RefSeq and is a predicted model, not a curated record. NCBI's taxonomy places the organism in Eukaryota, Metazoa, Cnidaria, Anthozoa, Scleractinia, Pocilloporidae.
UACAUGCAGGCGAAAAUAAGUGAACCCGAACGCCCUUACCGCUUUUUAUGGAAACAGAGCAUUUGUACUUGUGAAAGUAAGAAUAUUUCAGAGAUGGACGCAGAAAAUAAUCUAGAAACUCCAGAGCAGGAGAUUGAGCUUUUGGAAGAUGAUUUUGUAGAGGUGGUCGAUUUAGAUGGUGACGAUGAGACAGAAGAAGUGGGACUUGCUGUUGGAAUGGAAGAUGUUGGUUUCACAGACGACAUGAAUGAUCAAGAUGGUGAAAAUGUUGGCAUGACUGAAAAGGACAAUGCAGACUUGUGCUUUCAAAAGCAUACAGCCUCUGUCUUCUCCGUGGCAAUUGAACCAGUUAAUAGUUCAGUGGGAGUUUCUGGAGGGGAAGAUGACAAGGCUUACAUUUGGCAAAUAACAGAUGGACAGACACUUCUGGAGUGCCAUGGUCAUAAAGAUUCUGUGACAUGCACAGCUUUCAGUCAUGAUGGUAAAUUUGUUGCCACAGGUGAUAUGAGUGGCUUUAUUAUUGUCUGGGAUGUUGUUACGAAAAAGGAAGUUUGGAACUUUGAAGCAACAGACUUAGAGUGGCUAGAAUGGCAUAAUGAAGCAAAUGUACUUCUAGCCGGUACAGCAGAUGGUAAUGUGUGGAUGUGGAAAAUUCCUGGCUCAUAUUGCAAAACAUUCCAAGGUCAUGGAUGCCGAUCGACAUGUGGAAUAUUUAUGAAAGAUGGUAAAAGAGCAAGUGUUGGAUAUGAGGAUGGCACCUUAAAACUCUGGGACUUAAGACAAGGAAUGCAUACUUUUCAUCUAUCAGAUGGCACAGCUCACCAAGGAUCCGUAACAUGUAUAGAUGGACACAGAGAUAAUGUUCUUGUGGCAACAGGAUCAGAGGACUCCACAGUCAAAAUAGUCAACACAAACAGUGGGAAGGUACUGAGUACAUUGGCUGCAGGUUUUCAAUCCGAGAAUGACAGUGACCCACCACCUUCCAUUGAAGCUGUUGGAUUUUCACCACAGCAACCCAUGCUAGCUACAGCAUCGUUGAGUGGGGUCCUAGGGGUGUGGGAUCUUUCUUCAUACAGGCUUCGACAAGAAUGUAAACAUCCAGGAGGGAUAGUGAGAUUGAAGUGGGAUUCUGUGACGCCUCUAAUAUACACUGGAUGUCUGGAUGGUGUGGUGCGACUGUGGGACAGUAGAUCAGGAAACUGUGAGCGAGAGUGGUAUGGUCACAGUGGGGAAAUACUGGAUCUCGCUGUGGCCAGGGAUGGGAGCUUUUUAAUAACAGGAUCAGGAGACAGUACAGCAAGAUUGUUCACAGUACAAACACCUGGAAGAUGACAAAAAUAAGCUGCAUCUCAGCAGAGUUGUAAAAUUGAAGCACUGGUAUCACCACCCCCCUCAAACCCCCCCCCCCAAAAAAA